Molecule: messenger RNA, 486 nt
Organism: Aspergillus terreus NIH2624
Lineage: Eukaryota; Fungi; Ascomycota; Eurotiomycetes; Eurotiales; Aspergillaceae
Exons: 1
Coding region: 1-486 (161 amino acids)
Source: RefSeq, a predicted model, not a curated record
AUGUGCUUUGUCGAGUUCGACGACGAAAAACCCUGCAUACGAGUGACCGAGUUCCGUCCUCAACCGCUGCGCAUCUCCAUCCCAGGACCGCCUCGUCGCCGGCGCAGCAGCAACAGCAGCAGCAGCUCCAGUUCCGGUUCCAGUUCCAGCUCAAGCUCCAGCGCCAGCAGCACCACCAGCAACAGCCACAGUACAACCAUCGUCCAUCCUCCCAGACGACUACGACGACGCUUCUCCGACCACUACUGCUACCGCGACCCCCUUCCUUGUCCGCCGCCCGAGCGGUCCUACACCACCAUCACUCGCACGCGCACCCGCCAGCGCGAGGAGUUCGUCCCCAUUCGGACGUCCCGGCCACGGAGAUGGAAAUGGGUCGAUAUCUGGGAGCGCGACGACCCUGCGCGCUACGUCGAGUAUGUGGAGCCCGAUGAGUGGUCUCCACCAAGGCGAAUCGUCGAGGAGGUGGAGUAUAUCUCCCGUCGGUAG